AUGCUGCCGCUCGUUACAGCUCGUUACAGGGACCCAAACGAAUCAGUGGACGACCAUGCGUCAAAUGCGUUGACUAGUUGUGCAUUUUACGACAGAGAUACCCGGCCACAUUUGUUGAUGGUACCAUGGCGACCCGGGUGGCCCGUGCUGUUACCGGCGUCCUGGAUGCCAGCGGUGGUCACCAGACGCUGUUCUAUACCGCGGCCGACUAGCGCACAUCAGUUGCUCGACGACGAUACCGUGGUGCCGCUCGUGAUAGCUCUUAACAGAGGCCCAAUCGAAUCAGUGGACGACCAUGGCCAAGUCCAGUUGGACCACGAUCGGAAGACAUCUUCGGACGUGUCCGACGUCACUUUUUUUUCGGUAAUCGUUCUGACACCAUUGGCCGUAUUCUGGACGGCGGGCAUGUAA
Macrosiphum euphorbiae (potato aphid) is the source of this 411-nucleotide messenger RNA. Lineage: Eukaryota; Metazoa; Arthropoda; Insecta; Hemiptera; Aphididae. The record is from the annotation of a GenBank genome assembly.